Molecule: messenger RNA, 4505 nt
Organism: Sebastes umbrosus (honeycomb rockfish)
Lineage: Eukaryota; Metazoa; Chordata; Actinopteri; Perciformes; Sebastidae
Gene: atmin
Product: ATM interactor
Exons: 4
Coding region: 67-2406 (779 amino acids)
Biological process (GO): regulation of transcription by RNA polymerase II
Cellular component (GO): nucleus
Molecular function (GO): transcription cis-regulatory region binding; DNA-binding transcription factor activity, RNA polymerase II-specific
Source: RefSeq, a predicted model, not a curated record
GUCCUGGCAACGCAUCGCAGCCUUUCAGGCAAAGCUGAGGGACGGAAAUGUCCUCGUGUCCACUGAAUGCUGCUGCUGCUGCUGGAUCUCUCUGCACAAACACCAACAGACUGUCAACAUAGAAACAUGGCUGCCUCUGCGACGAGCAGGACGAACAACAGAGAUAACGCUACUACUAAAGACAGUCCCAAAUGCCUCGACUCUUCAUCUCUGUCGCAGUCACGGGAGAUAAUAAUCAGACCCAGCAUCACGGAGCUGAGCCAAGAAGUGAGGACGAACAUCCUCUGCACCGUGCAGGGAUGUGGCAAGAUCCUGCCCAACUCACCUGCACUGAACAUGCAUCUGGUGAAGUCUCACAGGAUAAAGGAUGGGAUUGUCAAUCCUACGGUCAGAAAAGAGAUGAAGGGCUCCCAGAAGCUUUACUGCUGUCCCGUUGAGGGUUGUCCCAGGGGGCCUAACAGACCCUUCUCCCAGUUCUCCCUGGUUAAACAACACUUCAUGAAGAUGCACGCAGAGAAGAAACACAAGUGCUUCAAGUGCAACAAUGGCUACAGCAUAGAGUGGGACCUGAAGAGGCACAUAGAGGACUGUGGGAAGACUUACCAGUGCACAUGUGGCUGCCCCUAUGCCAGCAGGGCUGCUCUACUCGGCCAUAUCUACAGGACGGGUCACGAGAUUCCUACAGAGCACAGAAUUCCUCCCGUAAAAAAGCGAAAGAUGGAGAAACUGUUAAGUAGUUCUGAAAAGGGUAAGACCAACGAGUCAACCUAUCAGAUCAUGGCUGCUAGUAAAGAGCUGACAGAGACCGCUCUCCCUUCUGACAUCCCAGAGUUAGUGAAUCAGAGCUCCAACCCCCGUAAGAGCCUCCCGAAGUUGCUCCUACCGAAGCCCAAGAUGGCAUUGGUCAGUGUUCCUGUGAUGCAGCUGGCCCACCUGCCCGUCCUCCUUCCGUCUACAGAAAGUGGGGCUCUGAGGUCUGUAGUGCUCGCGGUAGACAGCCAAGGCUCCGUCAGCACCCUUCACCUCCUGCCACAAGGAGCUGUGGUACCCCAACUUGACGCGAAGAGUUUGUGCUUUAAGGACAGCAUGCCUACUUCCCGCUCCAGCCUGGGGCCCAUUAGCACCGGGGUGCAGGUCAGUCUGGACAUCGCAUGCACGGAUGACUCAGCCAGCCUGGCAGGACAUCGGGGAAGAAGCACCUCCACCAACAUUCAGACGGACAAAUCGUACUUGUCAAAAAUGCCCACGGGAGUGGGGGUCGGGGAGGGAAUGGGGUUGUGCUCCGUGGGCGAGUCCUCUGUGUCGUCCUGCUCCCAAACCGACAUCAGCGUGAGCGCCCAAGUCCUCCUGCCAGUCAGUGUUGAAACCCAGACAUUCUCCUCCCGGGCAAAAGCCACAUCCUCUAUCGCAGCUCAGACAGACAGCCAGUGCAGCCAGAGUCAAAUUCCUUGCACCUCCUCAUCUGUGCCCCCAAACAAAACCAGGCAGACACAGACACAAUCGGAGGCUCAGGACCAGGCCAUCAUGUGCUCUGACCUGUUCGACAGUGUCUCCACUCAGACAGCUCUAGAGAUAGAUGACAGUAUAUAUGAGGACUCAAAGUCAGCUGGUGGUAUGUGUUUUGGGGUGCAGACAGAUGAGCUCAACUCAAACAACAUGGCAGAUAACCAGACCCAAACAAUGACCUUGUUAAGUGACCUAGAAAAUAUUCUGUCUGACAGCAUGUCGGGCCACCAGGUGCUCACAGAGGCCUCCGCAGGCUGCGGGUCAGGUCUGGGAUCUGUUCCGGAGCAACACAACGGCAUUGACUUUGACUUUGAAGAGUUUCUCAACGCCGUGCACAUCCAGACACAGACAGAGGAGAGUGAGCUGGGAGGACUGGGCGGCGACACACCGCUGGAGUCUCUGGACAUCCAGACCCAGACGGACUUCCUCCUGAUGGACGAACUGGACCAAAGCGAGGGACCAAGUCGAGCCCAGGCCAGCGACCUGGAGCUGUUUGACACUCAAACUCAGACUGACCUCAAUUUCCUGCUGAGCGCCGGAAGCCACAUGCCCCUGAGCAGCAUCCUACGACAUUCAAGCUUUUCUAUGAGCACCGAGUCUUCGGACACGGAAACGCAGACAGACAUCCCUUCGUUUGCCACAAGUCUCUCUGCUCAGACUCCCGUGAGUCAGGGUGAGCACGCAAGGCUGCUGAGCAGCACAGAGACACAGACUGUGACCUGCCACGCAGAAGGCCUGGGUCACCUCUUCCUAACGAGCAACGAAACACAAACGGUCAUGGAUGACUUCCUGUCAGCCGACGUGGCGUGGAAUAUGGAGUCCCAUUUCAGCUCUGUGGAAACCCAGACAUGUGAGGAGCUCUGUGCUCUCUUCCAACAACCUGAGAAACCCAACAGCUGAAGAAGCCCUCUUAGUGAAGCUGCCUGAGCUUUCGCAGUACCGGUUUCUCAUGUCCGCCUGCUCCUGUGAGAGGAAUCAGUCGACGCCGUCCUCCAGCGGAACCACAGUCUUAGCAGUAGGAAGUCUGCGAUGAUGUCUUUGAACAUUCCACUAGAGACAUCAUGUCCAGAGCCUUUCCCAGAUUUAUAUCCUGACAGCUCUGCUGCACUUUAUUAGCUCAAUGGGCAUGAUUUAUCAGCUCCUGUGACAGUUUACAUAUUUAUUUGCACAUAAAAGUAAUAUAUUGUAUGUGUCUUGUCUGUUUACUUCUAUAUUUCAGUGUGUAACCACUGUUUGGUCUUAACUAGCAGUUUAAAAAAAUGACUCAACAUUUCGUCAAUGUUAGAUCUGUACUUAAAAGGGAAGACAUCUUUAGCUGUGCGUGGCUGUAAAGAAAAAGGCUUGUACAAUUGCUACCCUGUGUGACAGCUUUCAGAUAUGCAUAUGCUGCAUGAAAACAAUGUCAUCUCAGCUGUACAGAAAAUCACAGUGUGCGUUCAGUUUACGUAUCUGUUUGGAAAUGUGCAUGAUGUGGUCAGCAGCACAGAAACAUAUCUAUUCUCAGCUUGUGCAUCUAAUGGCUGCGUGGUUGAUGUUGUCUUGUCAGCGGCAGCGAGACUAUAAACUCUGAAUUAGCUUUGCAGCCAGUGGAAAACUUGACCAGUGAGAACCUUUAUCAGCUUUAUGUUUUCCAAAAUAAAACUCCAUAAAGCCUUCAACAGUGAACAAGGCAUUGCUCAAAGCCGUUAAGAUGCAUCUCUGAAACAUACCGUUACUCAUACAGAUGUGGCACAUGUUAAAAUUGUUUAUGUCUUGUCAGUUGUUGCGCACCUUUCAUUGAAAUGUGAUUGUGAAGUUUGAUGUCGUGUAAACACUUUGUUUUAGCUAAGCAGUCAGUUGAAGUCAGUAAGCAGACUAGGCUUGUCAUUGUCUUUGACUUAUUCAUUAGCUGGGUGUAAGUGUAUACAGUAGCAGUACGCUGUGCUGAAGUGAUCCAGUAACGUUACUGUACAGAAACACAUUAGCACAGAGCUAUUGUACAUAUUCACCGCCUGAUUUUGACUGAAAGGAGUCCUGUUGAAUAUCAUUAGUUAACCACCCUUAACAAUCGGACGCAGUAUUUUAAUUUAUUUCAAUUUUUUUUAAAGCAUUAAUUUCAUGAUACUGUUGCACCUAGUUACCUCAUUAAGCACAGGCACCACGCACAGACUGUGUUCUACUUGGGAACGUAGAGCUAUAGGCCUUGAUUAUUUGAUCAUUUUGUUACGUUGGUGCCUUAACCCAAGUAUUAGCUUUAGUUCUGUUACAGACAAGUUGCUGUUUUUAAAAUAAUUAUCAGAAUUACACUAGAAUAUUGUUCACAAAAUGAACACACAGUGAAAAACCAUCCUUUCUGCCUUUGCUCUGCAUGUUUAAUCCAUUCUGUAUUGGUAUUUUCAUCAUGUUUGCAUGAAAUAGUUGACUGUCCCUAAUCGUUCUCUAUAGUUUCUAUACAAAGAUUUCUGUUCUGUCACAUGAAAUAAUGCUAUGCAGCAUUUUAUCAAAGAGAAUUGGUUUGACGCCAUCUUACUAUUUUUAUUGCCGUUACACUUUUAAUAGAUAUUUGUAGAAACUGAAGAAUGUACAGAACGUGACACUGUGCCCAAGUAUAACAUGCUCUAUUUUUUUGCACCACAUCCAAACAGUUUAAGGAUACUUUCCCUGUGUUAAUAAGGAUUUUAACUCUUAUGUUAAAUUUCAACAUUUCUUGUAUUGAGAUUAGUACUUCUAGUUUGUGGUUCUUGAAUUGAAAUGCAGCGUCAUAGCUUCUCCCUGCUGGUUUAGUGGCACAGGGAAAUGCCUUGCUUUAAACACAACUAUGUAGAAGCCUUGUCAGUCUCAAGUGUCAGUUCCAGUGCUUUAUUUGCUCUCUGCAUGCAGAUAUUUUUUUCCAGCACAAAAUAUUUGUUUUGGCAGAAUUUGAGGUCCUGUUGCCUAUAUGUGUAGAGUUAAUGGUUGCCUUGAUUAAUUGUUGAAGCUACACACUACAGAUGUUCUUAAUAAACUGCUGGAAAAGUGUA